GUCUAUAACUGGAUUAAAAAAAAGGUGUGGGGAAAUGGAGCGAAGUUGGUCUUGAAUGUGGCUACAGAAAUUUUCUUCAAUGAGAAAACAUUGGAUAACUUAAGAUAAGGAAGAGGCUAGACUUCUGUCUAGUAUUAAACAAUCCCGUUGGCAGCUCCAACAUGAGUGAUGUGGAUUCUCAUUCAGUCUCCAGUGGACCUCUUUCUGUGAGACCUCAUAUUAAUGUAGCAGUUGUGAUUGAUCUUACUGUCUCUGUUGGGCUUAACCAUCGUCGUGGAGCUUAUGAAGAAAUUCAGAAAGCAUGUAAUCAUAUAGGAGCAACUGUUCAUCAUGUUCCAUUUCAGAAAUUGGACUUUGGAGAAGCUAAUGUUCUGGACUUGUUUUAUAAUGCUGAUGUUGCAGUUGUGGAUCUUUCUAUUUUGGAUCAGCAGAACUCACUCUUUUACCAGCUUGGUGUUCGCGAGAGUUUUGGAAUGAAACAGAACAUCCUGAUUCAUAAUGAUCACACUACAGAUGUUCGUGUUCCGGUGCCUUUGAAAAUUCCUCCAACUUGUGGAAACUACAACUUGAUCCCAUACAAACUAAAUGAUAUGGGAACAUGUGUCGUAACUGAGUCUGGGGCCCUGAGGCUUGUAGGAGAUGAACCAGUAGAUGGGUGGAUACACUUUGGUAUGAGGCUGAGAAAGCUGUUACAAGAAGUGGAAGUGCAAAACAAGGCUCACAUGAAAGAAAAAUUCUUGGCUGAUCUAAGAAAAGCUCGUGAAAGUUACUCAGGAGAAGAACUUGCUAAGAUUCUCCACAACAUGAAGAGACGAUUAGAUGACCCAAAUAUCAUAUCUGGUGAUGCUGUGUUGAAUAUGCUUAUAUCAUUUCGAGAAAUUCAGGAUUAUGAUGCUAUGGUUACUCUAAUUGAUGAUUUGAAGACAGUUCCAAAUGUGAAGUUUACAUAUACAACAGCUAUUCAGUUUCAUUAUGCAUUUGCUUUAAACAGGAGAAAUAAACCAAAGGACAGAGAGAAAGCUUUACAUGUAAUUAAAAAAGCUCUAGAGAAAGAAGAAAACCGUGUACCUGACUUGUUUUGUCUUCACGGUCGUAUCUACAAAGACAUAUUUGUAGAAUCUGAUCACACUGACAAAGAAGCAUUGAAAAAUGCAAUACAUUGGUACCGCAAAGGAUUUGAAGUUCAACCUAAUGAAUAUGCAGGGAUCAAUCUUGCAACUUUACUUGUUAUUGAUGGUAAUGAAUUUUCAAAGUCUUCAGAAUUGCAGCACAUUGGUAUAAUACUAAACAACUUAAUUGGCCGGAAAGGCAGCUUGUCUUCUCUGGAGGACUAUUGGGAUGUGGCAACAUUUUUUGAAAUUAGUGUUUUGGCUGAGGAUUAUGUGAAAGCAAUUCAGGCAGCAGAAUGUAUGUUCAAAUUGAAACCCCCUGACUGGCAUCUGAAAUCUACAAUAGGUAACAUAAGACUGAUAAAUCGAUUUCGUAAAAAGAGCGAAGAGACUGAAAUUACAGCAGAAGAGCAGGUAUUCCAUUUUUGGUUGGAGUAUUUCAUUGAUGCAACAGCUGCUCAUGCAUCUGAUUGUAUUCGUUUUCCUAUAUUGAUCCUGGAACCGACUAAAGUGUAUAUGCCAAGCUAUGUGACUGUCAACAUGGAUGCUGAAGAAAAAUCUAUUCAGAUAUCCAAUCUUUGUCUAGACACUCUAAAGGGGAAAUGUCAUAAGCUUCAUGAAUGGCUUUUUCAUGAUAAUUCUAUCAAGAGUGUUAGUUUGUACAAAAGGGAUGAACGAUGCCUCUUUUUAUACGUUCUUCAGAACUCUGAUGACUUUCAGAUGUUUUUCCCCUCAGCAUGUAUGCGCACUAGAUUUUAUGACUUGUUGUUGGAGAUGACUGUAGAUCAGGAAAGUGUAAUUACAGAUCUGAACUCAGAUAAUCAUACAGGUCCCAUAAAGUAUGAAUAUGAACUUGAUGAACAAGGAAAUCGAACUGUUCUUGGUAAAGGUACUUAUGGUAUAGUCUAUGCAGCUAGGGAUUUAAACACUCAGAUUCGACUAGCCAUCAAAGAAAUACCAGAAAAAAACAUUGGAGAUGUUCAGCCAUUACAUGAAGAAAUCAAGCUUCAUUCCCAGCUUAGUCACAGGAAUAUUGUGAAAUAUCAGGGUUCAGUUAGUGAAGAUGGUUUCUUCAAGAUCUUCAUGGAGCAGGUGCCUGGAGGAAGCUUGUCUCAACUACUAAGAUCAAAAUGGGGUCCUCUGAAAGAUAAUGAGCACACUAUUGUGUACUAUACAAAACAGAUAUUAGAAGGUUUAAAGUAUCUGCAUGACCAAAAAAUUGUUCACCGUGACAUCAAGGGAGACAAUGUCCUCGUGAACACCUACACUGGAAUUGUUAAAAUAUCUGAUUUUGGAACUUCUAAAAGAUUGGCUGGUAUCAACCCUGUGACAGAUACCUUUACUGGUACAUUUCAGUACAUGGCUCCUGAGGUAAUAGACAAGGGUCAGCGUGGAUAUGGAGCACCUGCUGAUAUCUGGUCAUUGGGUUGUACAAUAGUUGAAAUGGCCACUGGAAAACCUCCCUUUACUGAACUGGGCUGCCCUCAAGCAGCUAUGUUUAAAGUUGGUUAUUUGAAGGUUCAUCCAGAAGUUCCACCAACCAUGUCUGAAAAAGCUAAAAGAUUCAUUGAACGGUGUUUUGAGACGAAUCCUGAUCAACGAGCUUCUGCAGCCGAUCUGUUAGAUGAUCCAUUCUUGACAGACUCAGGUAGGAAAAAGAAGACCCACAGACCAGGUGGACAAGAUUUUUCUCGAAGUAUAUCAGUUCCUGCUGAUAGAGCAAACAAGUUGGAUAAACCAGAGAGAGUUAGCAGGUUUGCCAGUACUGGUGAAGAUGGCAUCUCAUUGGCAGCUUUUGGUGGUAAGACAGGCAACACAGAAUUUCUUCUCCCUCGUUCACCUUCGACAUAUUCAUACAGCUCUGACUCAGCUGAUGGUACCAUAAUGACAAGACGAUCUAGUUCAGGAAUGCUCAGUCCACCUGUUGAUGGAUUCCACACCAUUCAGGAGGGAGAAUUCUUUAUGCUCAAGAAAGAUUCUCAGCGCAGAACAACAAUCGUUCAUGUUUUAACUGAAGAUGAAGAAAAGAUCUGUGAAUUUUGGAUGGCACAGUUACAGGAUCGUCUCAAAAAUCUACUAAUUACCUCGAAACAUCUUCAUAUUCUUCUUCAAGGUCUGUGUAAAUAUAUUCAAGAACAAAACAAAAGUAGCUUAGAAUCAGCAUAUAGUAUCAUUAAAGAAGAAAUUGACUUUGAUGGUAAUACUAUCCACCAGAUGCAGGUGUCUUUAUGUUUGUUUCAAGAAGCAGUCCAGUCAAUACUUAGAAGUCACAAUAUAAAACCACACUGGAUGUUUGCAUUAGACAAUUUAGUUAGAAGUUCUGUUCAAGCAGCCUUAACAGUGCUUUCACCUGAACUUGGAGCCAAUCUAGCAGCUCAGAAUCAUCGUGAGGAGGGAGACGAUGACUUGGAGGAAGGAUCAACAUCUGGCAUCUCAACCAUCAACUCUAUGAAGCAGUCGGACAGUUUUAAAAAAUAUCAUGGGCAGAAGUUACAGGAAAAAGGAAUCAGAUUGCUGGAGGAGAUGAUUAAUGUAAUGCAGCAGUUUUUAUACUCAUGGAAAGAAAAUAAUGUACCUGAUAGAAGCAAUUCACAAGCUCAAAACAAAAGAUGCUUGGAUUUUUUUUCUUCUGCCCAUGUGCAUGUUGCAUCUGGCAGUGAAAGUGAAUUCAAGGCAAGUGGCAGCUCCUUUGGUCUAAACCCAGCUAGUGGGGACAGUUCAAAUGCACCAAUACAAGUUGCAGUAUCUGUAUAUGGCCCUAAUGAAGAUCCAGAACUGAUUGAGUGGUUACAAAAUUUGGGACUGGAUAAGGAGAGUAUUGGAAAGUUUAUUACAGAAGCUUAUACUGUGGAUGAUGUGCUAAUGUUUCUCACCAGAGAGGAUUUAAGACGACUUGGACUCAGAGGUGGAAUGGAACUGCGAGUUUGGAGAGCAAUUGUUGAUCACCGAAAGAAAUCAUCCACACAAAAUCAUCCUACGAAAAACAAGUAAAAGUAUUAGCUGUUUACUGACAUCAAUAUGUAGAUUAUUUGAUCAUUUUCCUGUACACACAUUUUUUGAAGGUACUGUUUCAUAUUCAUAAAACCACCUCGUGGGGAAGAAGGAUCUUAAAAAUUCAUUUUUUCAGAUCCUCGUGUAGUUACUUGGUUUUUUUCAUGCAGAUUGUCUGAGCUGUUACUAGAAAGCUGUUAUACCCAUUGUUGUUGCAGUUUAAAUUUUAAUAAAAACUACUUGUUACAAACCCUAUUUUUGUUGUUUGUAAGAAAUCAAAAUAAUAAAUGGCUUAAUUAUUUUGAA
Molecule: messenger RNA, 4406 nt
Organism: Limulus polyphemus (Atlantic horseshoe crab)
Lineage: Eukaryota; Metazoa; Arthropoda; Merostomata; Xiphosura; Limulidae
Gene: Ask1
Product: mitogen-activated protein kinase kinase kinase 5-like
Exons: 37
Coding region: 162-4100 (1312 amino acids)
Biological process (GO): MAPK cascade; protein phosphorylation
Molecular function (GO): ATP binding; protein binding; protein kinase activity
Source: RefSeq, a predicted model, not a curated record